AUGCAUACCUUUGAUAUUAGUGGAUGCGUAAGUAAAAGUAGGACUAAUAAACAUGAAUUAAUUGAACAUUUAGAUUAUGAUGAGCUUGAGCAUAACUAUCAGGGUAAUAAUUAUGAAGUUGAAACUAAACAAGUUCCUGCUGCUGCUGCUGCUGCUGCUGCUGCUACUACUACUACUACUACUACUACUACUACUACUACUACUACUACUACUACUACUACUACUACUACUACUACUACUACUACUACUACUACUACUACUACUACUACUACUACUACUACUACUACUACUACUACUACUACUACUACUACUACUACUACUACUACUACUACUACUACUACUACUACUACUACUACUACUACUACUACUACUACUACUACUACUACUACUACUACUACUACUACUACUACUACUACUACUACUACUACUACUACUACUACUACUACUACUACUACUACUACUACUACUACUACUACUACUACUACUACUACUACUACUACUACUACUACUACUACUACUACUACUACUACUACUACUACUACUACUACUACUACUACUACUACUACUACUACUACUACUACUACUACUACUACUACUACUACUACUACUACUACUACUACUACUACUACUACUACUACUACUACUACUACUACUACUACUAACAAUAAUAAUAAACUAUUACUGUUGCCAACCAUAUAA
Heterobilharzia americana is the source of this 699-nucleotide messenger RNA. Lineage: Eukaryota; Metazoa; Platyhelminthes; Trematoda; Strigeidida; Schistosomatidae. The record is from the annotation of a GenBank genome assembly.